This is a messenger RNA of Cuscuta epithymum, 5554 nucleotides long. Lineage: Eukaryota; Viridiplantae; Streptophyta; Magnoliopsida; Solanales; Convolvulaceae. The record is from the annotation of a GenBank genome assembly.
CCUCGUACUACUCAUCGUCUUGCUGUCAAGAGGAUUUUCAGGUACUUGCAGGGGACAAAAGAUCAUGGGAUUUGGAUUCAGACUUCGGAUAAGCCCACAUGUAUGUGUUUUGGCCCAUUGUGAUGCAGACUAGGCUGACUGCCCAGACAGCUCGCAGUCUACAGUCUACUACCUGUUUUGUUGGUUUUUUAGGGCCUAAUCUGAUCUCCUGGAAAAAUCUAAGAAGCAGCCCACUUUGUCUAAGUAAUCCACUGAGGCCGAGUAAUGCGCUAUUGCUUACAUAGUUCAGGACACUCUUCACAUCCGCUCAGUGUUGUUUGAGCUUGGCUUUCCCAUCACGGUACCAGUCCAUUUGCUGUGUGAUAAUAUUUCUGCUUCAUAUAUACUUGACUGCUAAUCCAGAUCAACAUUCUCGGAUCGAGCACAUUCAGAUUGACUAUCAUUUUGUUCAUCACCAUGUUGCCCAUGGUGAUUUGGCCGUUCAAUACAUACCUACUCAUCUACAGCUGGCAAAUAUUUUUACUAAAAGUCUCCUUAGUCAACGUUAUCAUCGUUAUCAUGCAUUUUUAAAGACAACUUGCACGUUGUUCCUCCCCGCACAGUUUGAGGGGGUGUAAUAAUCUGUUUUUUACCCCGGAAGGCAAACCACCAAAAUCGGUGGGGUAAAAGCCGGGGGACAAUUACCAGAUUUUAUUGAAAAAUAAAAAAACAGAUUACAAAAAAACAUGGGAUCUAGGGAUAUUUAUGUAUUUUUACAUUAUACUCCGUAAUUCUUUAUUAUAAAUAGAUUUAACAGGGCUUCUUAGAGAGCAAUCUGUUCCAUUAUUUGACACUUUCAUCAUGACUAGUAACUCAAAAGGACGAAUCUAGCAAAACUAAAACCACCUGUUACAAGAUUGCUUCUCUCACUACACAAACUCACUGUCUCCUUUACCGCCAUUUCUGUUUUCCGCCAUGAAGGUAAGGAUAAUCGUAGACAACAAGAGCUCUCUCAGCUCAUCUUUCUUGAUAAAAUUUGAAAUCUAGAUCUCUCACAAAACAGAGACUUGAGAGUGAGUGUUACCUAAGUGAGCCACGCCACCAUCUCCUUUAUCCCCUUUAUCAAUUUUAGUACCAAUGAGUAGGCAUGGACCUUGUCGUCGGUCCCGGACUGGCCCGGUAUCGGGUUCGGUACUGUACGGGACUGGACCGGGUAAAGAAAACCGAUCCCGAUGCAGGAUCGAGUACCUCACCAUGUACCAGGUGGGCCUGAUCCCGAGUUUAGCUUUUGGAGACCGGACCAGGCGGUUCCCGUCACAAUGUUCCUUUUUUUUGCUUUUCGGGGGGGGGGGGGGGGGGGUGCUUAUAAGUUAUAACCAUUGCAACGGCUACGGCUCUAUAGCCAUUACGGGUGGGGUUUGGGGGUGGUGUUAAAAAAACUAUAAAUACCUCUCCAUUUUCAUAAAUUUCCUACACUUCUAUUAUCUUAUUCUCUUCUACUCUAAAAUUCUAAUUCUCUCAACUCUCAAUUAUAUCUUCACACUCAUAAACAUAUCUUACCUCAAAAUUAAUACCAUCAUGUUUCAUGAUUUACAUGAAGCAUUUGAAAAUAAAAAACAACAUAGAGUACGUAUACGAUACUUGGAACUCACAAAUAAUCAGGAUUACAUAAAAAGAAAUACAAAAAAAACUACCAAGGACCAUCGUAUUGCUGCUGUAGGAAGAAAGCAGCGACAGACAAAAUUCCUUAUACUUCGAGUAAACGCUCAGGAGCCUUUGUCAAAGAACGAAAUUUGGGUGUUCAAAGUAGCGGUUACCAUAUAUGGAGUUUGCGCAGAAGAUGAUUAUGGAGAGAAAGGACGAUACGUGAUGAGCGGAAGAGGCGGAACAAUCAUGAAUAACGAAUUACUUGAAAUGGUCAGAUUAGGGGUGGGCAAACGGGUCUUGGAACCGCGGUCCGGUCCGGGUAAUGGCGGUUCGGGUCCAAAACGGGCCGGUUCCAUUUUUUGUUUCCAUAAAACGGUCCGGGUAGGGUCGGGUAAUUUUUUUUAAGGAACCGGACCGGUUCCAAAAUUAAAAAAUAACGGGUACCCGGCCCGGCCCGUUAUAUAUAUUGUAUAUUAAUUUAUUUAUAGUUUUUUGAUAAUCGGUUUUGAAAUAGUUUUGUUUCCUGUGCUAGAAGUAGGAUUUUAAAUUGAGUUGCAAUAACAUCCUUUUACUUUUGUUUUCAAAUUAUUGAUUAAAUGUUUCAUAAAUAUCUUUUUACUUUUUAUUGUUAUUGAAUUAUUCCUUUCUAUCGAAUUUAAUUAUUUGUUAAAGACGAUUUUGUUAUAUUUUUUUGUUAUAUUGUUAUUAAAACAUAUAAGGGUCUGUUUGCAACCCAUUAAAAAAAGUGCUUCUAGCUUUUUUUUUAAAGAAAAAAGCACUUAUUUUACCAAACACUACCAACUUUUACUUUCUCGACUUCCGUGUAAAAUCUACUUUUUACUUUUUCUAUUACACAAAAAGCACUUAUUUUACCAAACACUACCAACUUUUACUACUAAUCACUUUUUUCCCAAAAGUGCUUUUAUUUAAGCAGAAGUGGUUGCAAACAAAGCCUAAAUUGUGUUUAAUUACCACCCACCAUGUAAGUGUCAACUUUGGCUAAUACUGAAAAUUUAAUAUAUAUAAAAAAAUCACUUAAAUAUGUGAUGUUAGACAACAUGUUUAAAUACAAAUGUUAGAAAAUAUGUAUUUUGGCUAUGUUGCAUAUUUUUGGAAUUUCUUUAAUUGUUUGAAACUUAUAUACAAGAAAAUAUGGAGUAUUUUUGGACUUUUCUUUAAUUGUUUGAAACUAUGUUGUUAUUUUGAAACUUGCUAAUGUCCUAUAUUAUUGAUUAUUGAUUUUUGGAACUUCGUGAGUUUUUACUAAUUUCAAGACAUGAGAAUAGAAACCGUAAAACCCGGACCGGACCGACCCGUUUCAAACAGGCCGGGUAAUUUCCGGUUCCUAUUUUGAAAAUUGUAAUACCCGGACCGGACCGUACAAUGAAACCGGCGGUUCCAUUUUAUUUUGUAUUACCCGCCCCGACUCGGCCCGUGCCCAGCCCUAGGUCAGAUGAUUAAAGCCCCUUUUAUUUAAUCUACUAGUAAAAGAGGUGCAAGGGUUGAGAUUAAUGGCUAAGAUAAAUUCUCACUUUCCAUAUAAAUGGGUCUUUUUAUUUGAUCUUUCUCUAUAUAUAUAUAUAGACUUUGGAUCAAAUAAAAAGUGGUUCCUAGAUGAAAAAUAAGAACUAAUCUUGGCCAUUGAUGUGAAAAAUGGAUGGAAGAGAUCAAAUUUUAAGUUGGAAAUGCGGUGGCAUUUUGGUAAUUAUGAUGAUCUUUGAAUGAAAUUAUUGUAACAAAUGUGUACGAGGAAUUUCAAAAAGUGCAAAUGUAGAGCCAAAAGGUGCAUUACGGUACAUAAUAAAAUCUGCACAAAUUAAAAGCAAAUUAACAAUCUUUUUAUCACUUAUGAGUACACUUUUGUUCAUUAUCUAUCCACUUUAUAUUAUAAACGUUUGCACUUUUUUGACAACGUGUAUUGUGAUUAAAUUUCAUCUAGUCCAUCCAUUUGCAAGUGAUUAAAGGCCAAGAUUUGUUCUCACUUUUCAUGGGAAGACUACUUUUUACUUGAACUCAUCCCCUAUAUAUAUAUAUAUAUAUAUAUAUAUAUAUAUAUAUAUAUAUAUAUAUAUAUAUAUAUAUACACACACACACACACACAACUAUUCAGGUCCGGCCAGGCCGGACCACUCCCCCCGUCCGGCCUCCUCCAUUUGGGGGUCUUCCCGGUGGUAUUUUUUGUUCAAUUUUUUUGUGUAGGUUCCUCAUCAAGUCUAGUUCAUCCAUACCAAAUUUCAGCCAAAAAUUCAAUCGGGAAGGUUGUCAAAUGAUUUUUGCAAGUUAACUGAUCCAGAAAAUACAUCCGCUAUUGCUUACAUAGUUCAGGACACUCUUCACAUCCGCUCAGUGUUGUUUGAGCUUGGCUUUCCCAUCACGGUACCAGUCCAUUUGCUGUGUGAUAAUAUUUCUGCUUCAUAUAUACUUGACUGCUAAUCCAGAUCAACAUUCUCGGAUCGAGCACAUUCAGAUUGACUAUCAUUUUGUUCAUCACCAUGUUGCCCAUGGUGAUUUGGCCGUUCAAUACAUACCUACUCAUCUACAGCUGGCAAAUAUUUUUACUAAAAGUCUCCUUAGUCAACGUUAUCAUCGUUAUCAUGCAUUUUUAAAGACAACUUGCACGUUGUUCCUCCCGCACAGUUUGAGGGGGUGUAAUAAUCUGUUUUUUUUUUUACCCCGGAAGGCAAACCAACAAAAUCGGUGGGGUAAAAGCCGGGGGACAAUUACCAGAUUUUAUUGAAAAAUAAAAAAACAGAUUACAAAAAAACAUGGGAUCUAGGGAUAUUUAUGUAUUUUUACAUUAUAACUCUUUAUUAUAAAUAGAUUUAACAGGGCUUCUUAGAGAGCAAUCUGUUCCAUUAUUUGACACUUUCACCGUGACUAGUAACUCAAAAGGACGAAUCUAGCAAAACUAAAACCAUUGGAUUAAGUGAGAAAUGCAUAUUUGUGAUCUCUCUCUCUCUCUCUCUCUCUCUCUAUAUAUAUAUAUAUAUAUAUAUAUAUAUAUAUAUAUAUAUAUAUAUAUAUAUUUAUUGGUUUAAGUGAGAAAUGCAUCUAAUGUAAGAAAUGAGAAUGAAUCUCAGCCAUUGGAUUUCCGAUUUUGCACUGAAAAUAGUUUGAUGUUGAAGUAAGAUUUAAUUUUUUCCAGUGUUGCACUAAAACUGUUUCAUAUUGCGCUAAAAUUUGACGACGUUGCACCAAAACAGCUUCAUGUUGCACUAGAUGGCUGUAAUACGGAUUUUUCAGAAAAUGCCACCAAACUAGGUUUCAUAUUUUAGUGCAAUAUAAAGAGUUUUUAUUGCAAAAUAGACGAAUCCAACGGUUGAGAUUCAUUCUCAUUUCUCACCUUAAGGCUUCUUCUCACUUGAACCUCACCCUAUAUUAUAUAUAUAUAUAUAUAUAUAUAUAUAUAUAUAUAUAUAUAUAGAGAGAGAGAGAGAGAGAGAGAGAGUUUGGAUCAAAUAAAAAUGAGACUUAACGUGUAAAAUGAGAAUUAAUUCGAGCCGUCCAAAUUUUCAAUCUGAUGCACAUUAAUCCUUAUCCAUUGCACUGCGCAUUAAACCAAAUGUCUUCAUCCUAUUACAUUCAUAUACAAUAUUAUAGCUCCAAGCAUAGAAAGUUAGAAAUAUAUAAUAUCUACUUAUAUUUAAAUAUAUUAUACCUAGUUAUAUUUAAAUAUAUAUAUAUAGUAUUAAGUAAUAUACAUUAAAGUAUUAAAUAAAAUUUUACUACUCAUCUCACAGUAGUGUAGUUAUACAUCUAUACUAUUAACAUCAUAUUAUAUACUCAUCACAUUUUCAUGUUAGUCAUAGUAGCCGCGCUAUCAUAUUAAUAUUAGUUACAUUUUAAUAUUAGUCACAUUUUAAUAUUAGUUAAAUUUUAAUUUAACGUUGUCACAUUUUCAUGUUACUCACAUUUUUAUAUUAGCCAC